GCCAUUAUCUAUAUCGUUCUAUAAUAAAGAAAGCUUACCAUGAAAUAUCGUUCCCGGGGCUUGACAAGGCACUUCGAGAUGAGGCGUGCAUGGUGGCAGAAGUCUUGUCCAAUCAUUGAAUCUAUAGUUACAUUUAGAAUCCCGCCCCUUUAUGUAUGUAUUAAGUAGCAGACAUAUUUGCAUAAGAAAUGAACAAGACAAACGAAAACAACAGUGACGCCUAAAGACACGCGUGUUCUUCUAUCUCGCGCGGAACCGCGCUGCUCGUGUCGCUGCAGAGAGCGCGCGCGCGCCUGCCUGCUCGCCGUGACUGCGGACCUCCUCACCCAAACCAGCCGUAGCCGGUAUGGCAGUGAAUGAGCGCACCUCAGGCGACUCGAGGAACUGGCGAACAAAACGACUGCACGUUAUAGAGAGAGGCAACUGAAAGAAAAAAAACAACAAGCCUCUAAGCUGAGAAGAAUAACAAAGGAAGGAACGAAAGCCAAAGCAAGAAAAAAAACAAAAAAAAAAAAAACAAACAAAACAAAAAACAGCCACUUAUGCACAUGGAAGCCAGAGCGCGCAUUCAUUGGGAUUUAGAGGCACAAUUCGAAUUUGGAGGCUCGCAGCAUCAGAAGUGAAGAUUCAAGUCUAUAAUAAAAAAAGAUUUGACUCAUGACAGGUACAAGAAAUGGCUAUUAAUUCAGAGGUAAAAUGCAAGCAGGACGAUGACUGGAAAACUCACCCAGAUAUUGAUGGAGGAUGGGCUUGGAUGAUUGUCUUUGCCUCUUUUAUAAUUCACGUGUUAAUCAUGGGUUCCCAAAUGGCUCUUGGGAUUUUAUAUGUUGAGUGGUUGGAUGAGUUCAAGGAAAGUCGAGGACUAACUGCAUGGAUUGGCUCAUUGACAAUUGGCAUCACUUUGAUUGUAGGACCUAUUAUUGGCCUUUUUGUGAACACAUGUGGCUGUCGUAAGACAACAAUUAUUGGAGGCCUUGUGACUGCCUUAGGCUGGACUGUCAGUGCAUACGCUACUAAUGUUUACUAUCUUUUCAUAUCAUUUGGUGUCACAGCUGGUGUAGGGAGUGGAAUGGCAUAUCUGCCUGCUGUUGUGAUGGUUGGACAGUAUUUUCAGAAAAGACGGGCUCUGGCACAGGGACUAAGUACCACAGGAACAGGAUUUGGAACUUUUAUUACAACUGUUCUUUUAAAAUAUCUCUGUAUAGAAUAUGGAUGGAGAAGUGCCAUGUUGAUACAUGGUGCAAUCAACCUUAACUUAUGUGUAUGUGGAGCACUUAUGAGACCUUCCCCUGCUCUUCCAUGUCGCAGGCAACUUGGGAAUUGUGAAAAGAAUGAGUGUAAUGAAAAAUUUGAGAAAGAUGACAUUGGCCAGAGUGAGUUCACAGGUUGCUUUGAUACAGAUGCCAUAGAAGAGGCAGGCGAUGAUGAAGAUGAACAGAGCCCACCUCAGGACCAAAUUAGUGAACAGAUGAAGCAAUUAGACUCUAAUGACACGGACAAAAUGGAAGUUGUGCUCAGAGAAAAAUACCCUGUUAGCAUACUGAAGACAAUAAGUCACGUGACUAGCAACAUGAAACUAGGAUUUUGGAAAUGGUAUUCUGGCUACUUUGGAAACAAAUCCCUCUUCUCUAACAGACUGUUUAUAUCAUUUGUUUUCUGGGCACUAUUUGCAUAUUGUAGCUUUGUCAUUCCUUUCAUUCACUUGCCAGAGAUUGUAAAACUAUAUGGCUUUGAUGAAGAAAAUGAUAAAAUUCCCUUAACUUCAGUUAUUGCAAUAGUUCAUAUAUUUGGAAAGAUUUUUUUGGGCAUGAUAAGUGAUCUUCCCAUUGUAAGUGCCUGGAAUGUUUUUGUCAUUGCUAAUAUGACUAUGUGUGUUUGCAUUUUUAUUUUACCUUUGAUGCACACUUUUGCAGGACUUGCUAUCGUGUGUGCAUUAUUGGGAUUUUCAAGUGGCUAUUUUUCAGUGAUGCCUGUUGUGACAGAAGAUUUAGUAGGAUUAAAUAAUCUUGCUAAUGCUUAUGGCAUUAUUAUUUGUGCAAAUGGGAUAUCGGCUUUAUUGGGACCACCAGUUGCAGGAUGGAUCUUUGAUGUUUCGAAUAAGUAUGACUAUUCUUUCUACCUCUGUGGUUUGCUUUACCUGGUUGGAAUUGGAUGCUUACUUAUUAAACCUUGUCUCCAAAAGCAGAGUUCAGAAAUGACAAACGAGCAGAAUGUUAAAACCUAAGCAACUUGUUUAUUCACCUGCUAAUUUGUACUGAACAUAAAUAAAACAAAUAACUUUAUGCAUGAAACACUUUUAUCUUUUCAAGGGACUCAGUAUGGCAUGACACAGCACAAUGACAAUAUCUUGUUUGCUAUGAAUCGAUUGGUUUUUGAAAUUUCAGCCAGUGUGUUCUUUUAUGAUACUUGUUUUAUAUUUUUGACAGUGGAUCAUUAAUUUCUUCAAAAAAAGUAGCAUAGUUUUUUUCAUAGAAAAUGUAUUCAGUUUUAAGGGAUAAGUAAAUAAAUGUUUUUCUCUAUUUCAGCAAGUGCAUUUACACCAAAUUUUAAAUAAUGCAGUCUCUUUUUUAUUCAUAUAUUCUUACCCUUGACAAUAUAAACAGUUUAAAGGAAUACUUUUAAUUAACAGAGCAAUAAGACUGGGUAUAUAUGUAACCACAGAGCCCGGGAAAAAUGUAAUGGCGCUGGUUUCUAAAAAGGGUUACAAUGCAUGGCGUGUACCUGACAUGAGGGUUUUGUUGAUCUUAUGCACAUACAUUUGCAUUACAUUAGUUAUAUUUAUUUAUUUCACUUUUUUGUUUUACUUUCUAUUUUUGUUUAAUAUUCUAGAAUAUUACAAGACAGAAGGUGGCAUACAUUUGUAUACUGCUUUAGUAUAGUAAAGUGUCCUAAAUUUAAAUACUAAUAAAAAAAAAAACAGUAUAAAGCUGGGGUGCCCACACUUUUUCGGCAACGCGAUCUACCUGCACUACCUUUGUGAUUUACCGGUCGAUUACGAUCGACUCAUUGGGCACCUCUGGUAUAAAGGAUACCUACAGCAUUAAGAAUAUUUUAUGGAUGUGAUU
Molecule: messenger RNA, 3065 nt
Organism: Polypterus senegalus (gray bichir)
Lineage: Eukaryota; Metazoa; Chordata; Cladistia; Polypteriformes; Polypteridae
Product: monocarboxylate transporter 14-like
Exons: 5
Coding region: 674-2224 (516 amino acids)
Biological process (GO): transmembrane transport; monocarboxylic acid transport
Molecular function (GO): monocarboxylic acid transmembrane transporter activity
Source: RefSeq, a predicted model, not a curated record